Molecule: messenger RNA, 3222 nt
Organism: Vicia faba (fava bean)
Lineage: Eukaryota; Viridiplantae; Streptophyta; Magnoliopsida; Fabales; Fabaceae
Source: the annotation of a GenBank genome assembly
AUGGUGAGGCUUUUAGGGUUUGCUCGAGGUUAUGCAGAUGAACCUCGGGAGAUUGAGUCAAAGUCAAACCUGACUGGUGACUCUAGUGAAAAUGGAUGGCUUAUUAGAUUCUUUGAUUCUUCGUUUUUCUGUGAAUGGAUUGCGGUUAGUUACUUGUAUAAGCAUGAUCAUGCUGGAGUGAGGGAUUAUCUUUGUAAUAGGAUGUAUACUCUUCCCUUGCAAGGGCUUGAGAGUUAUUUGUUUCAAAUAUGUUACAUGAUGAUACAUAAGCCUAGUCCGUCGUUGGAUAAGUUUGUGAUAGAUAUGUGCUCCAAGUCGCUUAAGAUUGCUUUGAAGGUGCAUUGGUUCUUAAUGGCAGAGCUGGAGGACAAUGAUGAUAAUGACGGGAUUAGUAAUAUUCAGGAGAAGUGUCAGACUGCUGCCACCUUGAUGGGUGAGUGGCCGCCUCUGAUACGGCCUCAGACUGAACCUCCGAGUCCUGGAGGUAAAAGCCAAGUUUUGAAUAGGUUACUUUCGUCUAAAAAUCGGUUGUUGUCAUUGACAACUUCACCGCCUAAGUCUUUGUCAUUUUCAUCUUCACCGGCUAAUAAUUUGCAAGAGGAUGGUAAUCCGCUGUCUCCUGAGGAGAACAGGAUAUUUAAGAAGUUUAUGCCAAGUCCAAAGUUUAGAGAUGCUUUGCUUUUUAGAAAGUCAGCCGACAAAGAUGACGGUGAUUCUGAAAAAGAUGGGUUUUUCAAAAGGCUUUUAAGAGACAGCAAAGGUGAUGAUGAGCUUGGCCAAAAAAUCCGUGAUGCAUUUCAUUUUCGGAAGUCGUCCGAGAAAGAUGCCAUAGACCCUGAAAAGGACAGUUUCUUUAAAAGGAUCUUAAGGGACAGUAGAAGCGAAGACGAAGAUGUGACUUCAAGUUCAGAAGGAUUUUUUAAGAAGUUGUUUCGGGAUAAUAAAAACGAUUCAGAGGACAGAACAGAUACAAAAUCAGUGGAAGAUGAAGAGAAAGAUGGACUUUUCCGUAAGUUUUUCCGGGAGAAAUUUGAAGAUAGGAAGGAUGGGCGUGAUAGAAAUGACAGUAAAAAUGUUGCUAUUUCUGAAGAGAAAUGUCCAAAACCUGAUGAAGAGGAUGAAAAAGAUGGGUUUUUCCGGAAAUUCUUCAAGGAUAAAUUUGAGGACAAGAAAGACACAAAAGAUAAAAUUGAAGAAGGAACUGCCAAUGGUGAGGAAGGCGAGCCUUCUGAGCUUUCCUUAUUCAAAAGGUUAUUCCGUGUGCACCCUGAAGAUGACAAAAGCAGUCCAGCCAAUGAAAAUAGCAACAAUGGUGGCUUAUUACAAAGUAGUCCAGGUACAGAGAGUUUUUUCCGCAAAUUGUUCAAAGACCGUGAUCGUUCAAUUGAAGAUUCAGAGCUACUGGGGUCAAAGAGACAGAAAGAGAAGCAUCCUGGGUCCCCAAUGCCACAAAGUGAUAAAUCGAGCAUAAAGCCCCCAUUACCGAUUAAUCCAUCUCAGUUCCGGAGAGGGGCUUACCAUGACUCGUUGGAGUUUGUGCAGUCACUAUGCGACACAUCAUAUGGGUUAGUGGAUGUUUUUCCAAUUGAAGAUCGCAAGAAUGCUCUUCAUGAGUCGCUUAGAGAGAUCAAUAUACAUGUAGCAAAGGUUCAGAACACUGGAGGAGUCUGUUUUCCACUGGGAAAAGGCAUGUAUCGCGUGCUUCAUAUGCCAGUAGAUGAAGCUAUUCUCUUGAAUUCUAGGGAGAAGGCACCUUACAUGAUCAGCAUUGAAGUUUUGAAAUGUGAAAUGCCAAGUAAUUUCAAGGAGACAUCCAGUUCUCAAAAGCUUUCUCAAGGUGGAAUUCCUUUGGCAAAUGGAGAUGCUUUCUUGCAAAAACCACCCCCUUGGGCUUAUCCAUUAUGGACAGCACAAGAGGCGUACCGUAAUAGCAAUGAUAGGAUGUCCAGAUCGACUGCUCAAGCAAUUGACCAGGCAAUGACUCAUGUAUCUGAGCCAAAAUUUGUUAGCCUGAUUCUUUCGGUGGAAACGCAGUAUAAUGGUCAGGCAGGGAAGACUUAUAGAGAGGGUGCACAUGGAGCUGCAGGAGCAGAACAUGACAGUGAUCUGGAAUGGGUACGAGUAGUUUUGACAGCUGAUCCUGGGGUUAGAUUGGAAGAUAUUGAGGAUCAAGCGCCGCCUCGGAAAAAGGAACAUCGCCGUGUUCCAAGUACAGUUGCAAUAGAAGAAGUAAAGGCUGCAGCAGCAAAAGGGGAAGCGCCUCUUGGACUCCCUUUGAAAGGUGCUGGCCAAGACUCAUCAGAUGCACAACCGAGGGCCAAUGGAAUUACCCCCAAAGCUAGUGAUGCCUUGUCUGGUGAACUUUGGGAGGCAAAGAAAGAUAGAGUACGCAAGGCUUCCAUAUAUGGGAAUUUACCUAGUUGGGACUUGCGAUCGGUUAUUGUGAAGAGUGGAGAUGAUUGCAGGCAAGAGCAUCUGGCUGUUCAACUCAUUUCUCACUUCUAUGAUAUUUUCCAAGAAGCUGGUCUACCGCUUUGGCUGCGCCCUUAUGAAGUUUUGUGUACUUCUUCUUAUACAGCUCUCAUUGAAACAAUUCCAGAUACGGCUUCUCUACACUCAAUCAAAAGUAGAUAUCCCAACAUCUCUAGUUUACGUGAAUUCUUCGACGCUAAAUAUCAAGAAAACUCUCCAAGUUUUAAACUUGCCCAGAGGAACUUUGUUGAGAGUAUGGCUGGAUAUUCCCUUGUGUGCUACUUUCUACAGGUGAAGGAUAGGCAUAAUGGGAACCUCCUAUUGGACGAAGAGGGUCAUAUCAUUCAUAUUGAUUUUGGCUUCAUGCUUUCCAAUUCACCUGGUGGGGUUAAUUUUGAAAGUGCACCUUUUAAAUUAACACGCGAGCUUCUUGAGGUCAUGGAUUCUGAUGCCGAGGGUCUGCCAAGCGAGUUCUUUGAUUAUUUUAAGGUUUUAUGCAUUCAAGGCUUCCUCACUUGCCGCAAACAUGCCGAACGUAUUAUUCUUCUUGUUGAGAUGUUGCAGGAUUCGGGGUUCCCAUGCUUUAAAGGUGGUGUACGGACAAUACAGAACUUACGAAAGCGAUUCCAUCUCAGUUUAACAGAAGAGCAAUGUGUCUCCUUGGUGCUUUCUCUUAUUAGCAGUAGCCUUGAUGCUUGGAGAACACGGCAGUAUGAUUAUUAUCAGAGGGUUUUGAAUGGAAUAUUGUGA